AGAAACGCAACAAAUGUGAUGCUCUUACUUUGAAGUUCCAACGCAAAAAUCCGCCCUGAACACGAAAAUAGCGGAAAUACAAUCCCCUUAAAUGUCAAUAAGUUUUGCUAGAUCUUGCCAAAACCGAUGCUGCCUCUGCGUAACCUCGUAAACUACACGCUUAGUCUUAUUUGCGUUCUCUCGUGCGUUUAAGAGAAAUCAUACAAAAAACAAAUCUAAUAAAUACACGAAAACAAGUAGAGGCUGAAGUCAUUUUUACUUCAGGAAAUGUCGGACAAUAAACUUAGCUUUGCAGUAGAUACAUUGCAGUAUUUUCGGCAAAAUCCGAAGACAGCGUACGACUUCGUGUUUGACCAACCAGCUGCCGUCCAGGGCAGCUGGUUGGGUCUGCUGGUUGGUCAGCUGGUUGAUCAGGUGAUCAAGUCACAUGAUUCCUCAUUGAAUGGCUGGCAUGUAGUUAAAGCUAGCAAUGUAAGAGUGCUAUAGCUAGCAGUGUAAACAAGCCCCACCGAUCGUGCGGGGGGACAGCGACAGAAUGACAUGAGUAAGUAGGGUCAAGAAGCCCCCAUCCCCUGGAACACCUGAGCACACCUUCACUGAGCCAGAUCAGUGCCCCAAUGGAGCCGGCCUCGCAUCCCAUUGGCUGUGAGGCCAAGACCUCGCUGCGGGACCUCUUUGAAUACUUCAAGAGGUGCCUGAGGUGCGGGGAGUGGGAGCUGGCCAGCGCCUGCGUGCCACAGCUGGUCAGGUCCGCAGGAGGACACUCGGGGAAGCUUCAGGAGAUACUGAAGGCUGCUGUCUGUCAUCCUUACAAGCUGAAAUGGCAGUCUAUGGGCAGUCCGCACAAGCUGGCUUGGUUUUGGCUUCAAGUCUUGGAGAAAUGGACAGAAGAGCAGGUUUCUCCUAGCAUCAAAAGAGAGCUGGAGUUCCUCCUCCUGUUGGAGCAUCUGUGGUCAGAGGGCCUCGAGGAGCCUCUUCUUCAGCAGGUGCAGCAGGCGUUUAGCACCUCAGAAGCGCUAACGUCCACGCAUGCCGCCGUGGAGUGUUGCCUGCAGACCUUACUGGAGAAGAAGAGGCCUCGACUUGCUCAGUUGCUCGCUCAUUUCUUACAGGGUGAGUCGAGCAUCAGCGGCGCCGCCCUGCAGCACGUGUUCAUCCGCCACCUGCUGGACAAACUAGCAAAGCCCGAGACCGGAGCGGGGAGGUCGGACGAUUGGGUGGAGGAGACCUACAGCGUGUUGGCUGUGAUGCCGUGGAACGCCAGCGGUGGCAACGGCCAGUUGGAGGCGCUGUGCGAAGCACUGUGGGCGGCCAUAGACGGGCCGCUGACGGAGGAGAGGGUCCUGAGCUCGCUGCUUCGGCCGCAAUGCGACGAUCUCGUGUCGGCGUACGGCUCGGCCACGCUGAGGCUGCAGAGGGAUCGUCUGCUGAGGAGCGCGCCUGACCCCCCAGUGCACCUAUCCGAAGCAGGAAAACUGUCUCUCAGUCUGUGUUGCCAUAAGGAUCGUCCAUCUGUGUGGAAGAUGAUCUACUUUGAGUGCCUGAGUAGCGGGAAGCACUUCCUUGAGCAGGUCUUGAUUACCGCACUUGACCUGAUCAAACACGAGGAGUUCAGCCAGCUGAGGGACAUGCUGCACUCCGAGUUCCAGCCUCUGUGUCGCCUGCUGCUGUUGCUGGGCUGGAAGCACUGCCGCAGUCUGAGCUCGGCUCAAACGCUGCUCACCGUCCUUCAUCAUCAGCAGGCAUCAGCCAAGGAUUCUGUCCUGCAAGACUUUGCCAACCUUUUGUCCUCCCAGCUUGGAAUUCUUGAGUGGUGUAAAAACAACAAUCGAGGCGUCUCCAUGGAGGCUUUGCUGGUCCAGCUGCACACGCUGGACAACCACUCAGCCCUCUACGUUCUGCAUUCCUUGACGCCGCUGGCUCACUUUGAAGAGCGGCGCAUCCUGGAUCUGCUACAGCCGACGCCACAUCCACCAGGAAACGGGGACACCGAGGACAUUCGUCCUCACAGUCUUGCUGCACAGAGGAACACAGUUUUGUUUCAGGGCUUCUGCACCAUGAAGUAUGCCAUCUACGCUUUGUGUGUAAACGCUCAUAAGUACUCAGGAUGCAGCGAGUGUCAACCCAAGCGGCAGCAAGCCGCUGGGGACGAACGGGACUCCAGCCUUGCCGCAAGUUCCUCAGAAGAUUGCCACUGGCUCUUCCAGCAUUACCUUUCAGAGUGCCAACUGUAUCUGGAGGCCGUGCCCGCCAUGUUCCGCCUGGAGCUGCUGGAAAACAUCUUCUCACUUCUCUUCCUCUCAAGCGCCGACUUUGUCCCACAGAGUCCCAAAGAUGUGACUAUAGACACAAGGGACGCAUUCUGCCCUUCCCAAGCGACAAAGACACAGUCUGAGGAGGACUACAAGCGCUGCUCAAGUGCCCGUCGCUCUCACCUGGACCUUGGCCACUACGUGCAGGGCUGCAGGGGCUUCCUGGCAGAUGUGGAGGCCAUGGAGGGUUUUCUGAAGCUUCUCAAAGAGGGGCUGGAGGGCAUGUGUUUGCUGGGCCAGGGGGACGGACAGGAGAUGGGGAGAGCGCUCCCCAGAGAGGCGGAGGUGGCGGAGAGUGUGGGCUGCUCUGUGGCGGCCGGGACGUUUGGCGCCCGCCUGCAGAGGUUAUCCAAACGCACCGCCGAGGCUCAGUGGAGGCUGCAGAUCAUCUGCAGCAAUCAGGCCAGCAGAAACGCUUCAGAAUGUCUCCCGCGGACGUCAGGCGUCAGUAGUGGUGGCUCUUCUUUGGGACACAACAAGAGCUCCAGUUUGAGGCGAGGCAAGAAAGCCGCGAGACAUGCCACACAGAGACAAGCCUCCGUGGAGAAACACGAUGGAGAAGAUGGCACAAGUACUUCAGAGGAGGGACAAGCACAUGGCGGAGGCGCUGUACAUGCACCUCACAGCUGGUUGAUCCCCGCCAUGUUGUCUCCUCCGGAAUCUCUGCUCAUGUCCUGCAUCCGUCGCGGCAACUUCAUGGAGGCACAUCAGGUGUCUCUUGUGUUCGACCUGACGGCGUCGGCCCCCUGCUGCGAGCUGGCCUUCAUGGAGCGCUACAGAGAAGUGCUGGUGGAGCUGGGCCGGGUGGAGCAGAAGAUGGAGAGCCAGUCCAUGUCGUCAUCCUCAUCAUCCUCCGAGGGCUUGGGGGCCGCGUCUGGGACAGGGCGGAGUCGGCUGGGCAGCAGCGGACGCUCGACACUGCAGGCUAUUGGAAGUGCGGCGGCAGCAGGUGUGGCGUUCUACUCCAUCUCCGAUAUAGCCGACCGCCUCCUCAGCACGCCGUCUCACCCGCUACCGUCCCUGGAAGAAGGCUACUGGCUGACCAGGUGCUCCCCUCAGCUGACCGGGCUGGCGGGCACGCUACUGGAAGAGCUCAGCCCGCCCGCCAUGGCGGCCUUCGACCUGGCGUGCUGUCACUGCCAGCUUUGGAAGACGUCCCGGCAGCUGCUGGACACCGCCGAGCGUCGCCUCAGUAACAGCCUGGAGGCUCGAGGAGUAAAAGUGGACCCCAAAGUGCCUGGUUCUGAGAACAUUUGUGGAUUUCCUGCAGUUUUACAGCAGAUCAGCAAAAUACUUAACCAUUCUACCACCUACAAGAGCACGGUCAAGACGUCAGAAGGCGGCGGGGAGGAGCCAGCCUGUGCCUGCCCGUUUGGCCGCUGCAUCCAGGAAGUGCUACUCUGCUGCCACCCAACGCUGAGCGAAGAGUGCAUCGCGGCCCGACUCGCUCUGAACCAACAUUUGUUGAACACCUUGCAGAUCCUGAGCUCUUCCAGCGAUGGAGCAGAAAGCAGCACAGCGGCCUCAAGUUCUCUUGUGGCGCUGCUGGUGGAUCAGGCCAAUCUGAAGCCGUCGGAGCUGGACACUCACCCGGUGCACUCCGGCACGCAGCAGCUGCUGCACGCUCUGGACCAGCUGUGCCCCUUCGAGCCUGACGGAGAGCUGGCCCGGCCUGACUUUGUGCGCACUUUUCUCAACUACGUCAACACGCUGGCAGCGGUGCUGGUGUGCAGCCUCGGUUCUGAAGACCACAGCAGUGAGGUCAAGCUGGGGAAUCCAUUGUUGGUGUUACUUCAAGCUCCAGCACAGCUUCUCUCCCACCUGCUGUUUGAGCGACAGGUGUCUCCUGAAAGGUUGCUGUUGCUGCUGCGAGAGGCGGGGCUUCGCAUCAGCGUCCAGCAGGUCAUCAUCCAGCGCUGCUGUGCCGUCCUGCCCGUGUGGACCUACUAUCCAGACCCAGACUCCAGUCAAGCAAAGAAAGAGGACGCUGUCUUCGGUGUGGAUGCUUUGUCCUCGCUGCUCCAACGCCACGCAAAGGAGCACGCGUCCACGCUCAUGAUACCCGGCCCUCAGCCCGACGCCGGCUUCGUGUCGUCAGCGGAAGACAGCGCCACCUUAACCGCCAACCCUUCCACCUCUCCCUCCUCCUUGACCCCGUCUUUUCUGCUCACGCCCUCCGCCCUGGCCUUCCUCAAAUCUUGCAGUCCUCUGGUGGCCACGCUGGCGUGCUUGAGCGCUUGCAAGGGCGAGAGCGCUCGCUCCCAGCCCUCUGUAUGGUCAGGAUAUUUCCGCAGCGGCCGCAAGGAGGUCGGCAUGGACGCAGAUCAGAUUUCCAAGGAAGCAGACAACCUCCUCAAGGCGUUCCCCAUCCUCCGGGCGUAUCUGCACUCCAUGGCAGAACCGCUGGUGGGGGCCGCCUCCAUUGAUGGCGAUGAUUCCGCAGGACUCGGAGUGUCAGUGUGCAGGAAGCCCCUGGUCAGUCUUGUGCUGGCUGGGCCUCAGGAGGAGAUCGCCCAAGCUGCCGCGGCCGAGGCCUUCCAGCAGGCUCUCUGCUCCAAGGACCUGGGUCGAGCGCUCAGGAUGCUGGAGCUGUACGAGCCCAGCUGCAACCAGCUGGGGCCGCUGAGGGACCGACUGCUUGCCUGGGCUGCCUUAGAGGGUGGCGAGGACGGCGUGGGCCACUUGUUUCGGGUGCACGAUGCCAACCUGCGCGCCAGUGUGGCCCUCCAGGCCCUGGAGUGUUGGCCUCUGUCGGCUUGUUUGGAGCUGCUGGAGUUCUGCUUGGACGACGCCGACACGGAGGCCUCGCUGAGAGCCGACUUGAAGCAGAGGAGGAAAGAGUUGGACAUUUACCGCUGGAUGUUAGUUUUACAGCCGCCAUUGCCGUGGGUAACGUGGCAGGAGCUGAGGGCUGAGUCCAAGGCAAACUCUGAGUUCAUGUUGGCCAGGAUGUUGGAGGCCAAGGAGUUCCUGCUUUGUGCACAGUGGGUGGAGCUUUAUCCUGUCUGCGAGCAGUCCCGACUGCAGCUGCAGACGGAGCAUUUGCUUCAUCUUCUGGAGAAGGAGCAAACCGAUGAAGCUUUCCAGCUUCUUGAGGGUCUGGCGUGCGGCCUGGACGUUUGCGAGCGAGCGCUAGACCGCCGGCCCGGCUUGGCCGCAUGUCACUUCCUGGCCGAUUAUCUCACGCUGCACUACCAGAGGCAGGUGUCUCCAGCACGGCGGCGGCACAUCCACACCGUCCAUCUUGGGUCAAAGGUGAUGCUAACCCUGCCGCCUGCCGCCAGGCAGGACUACUUCCCGCUGCUGUCGCAGCCGAUGCUGAUGCUGGAGCAGCUCUUAAUGAACCUGAAGGUGGACUGGGCCGACGUGGCGGUGCGGACCCUCAGGAGCCUCCUGGCCGGCCAGGAGGCGGGCUUCGGGGUGGACGACGUCGACGAGCUUCUGGCCGAGUACGCCGGCAAGGCCCUUGACUUCACGUGCGCGCCCAGAGAGAGGUCCCGGUCCGACUCUGUCAUAAGCCUGCAGGAUGCGCUCUCGCAGUGUCCGGCUCAGGACAGCAGCAGCGCUUCAUCGUCCGCUCGGCUCGAAUCGCCGGCACCUUCUGCAAGCGGCACGCACACGCCCUUGUCAAACAGCGCAGAAAGAGAGCGGGGGCGAAAACGCUCCUCGCCCGCCAAGUUCCAGCCUCCAGAACAACCCCCGGCCCAGAAGGACUGGGUGCCUGACACCCAGCAGCAUGUUUGCAUGGUGUGUCGGCGCGAGAGGUUCACCAUGUUCAACCGCCGGCAUCACUGUCGAAGGUGCGGCCGCUUGGUUUGUCACGCUUGCUCCGAGCGGAGGAUGCUCGUGGAGGGAUGCCCCGGCGAGGAGGUCAGGGUCUGUGACCAGUGUUACUCCUACUUUUACCCAGAUUGUGAUGACGAGCUGGAACCAAGUGAAGCGGCGGCGAGCCCCACGACGACAGGAGACGUCCUUGACGGCAUGCUGCACCUGCCCGAGGUGGCCCCCAGGCAGUUUCGGGUGUCAACGGAUCCCACAGAGAACCAGCUGCGGCGGAGCGAGUUCUACUACGAGCAGGCACCAAGUGCACACCUCUGCGUGGCCAUCUUGUCCCUGCACAGCAACCAGACUGUGUGCGGCCACCAGCUCAUCGCCCAUUGCCGCUCGCUGUCCCGGAAGCUGACCAACCCGGAGGUGGACGCCUGCCUGCUGACGGAUGUUAUGCGGCGGCUGCUCUUCAGCGCCAAGCUGAUGUUUGUCAAAGUCGGGCGCAGCCAAGACCUCGCCCUGUGCGACAGUUACAUCAGCAAAGUAGACGUGCUGAAGAUUUUAGUGGCGGCUAAUUACAAGCAUGUUCCGUCCCUGGACGACAUCCUGGAGACAUCGGCUGUGAUGCGACUGCGCAAUCAGCUCUUGGAGGCGGAGUAUUAUCAGCUAGCUGUCGAGGUGUCCACCAAGAGCGGUCUGGACCCUGGUGCUGUGUGGCAAGUCUGGGCCAUGGCCUCGUUGAAGGCGGGUGACCUCACGGGGGCGCGGGAGAAGUUUGCACGCUGCCUGAAGGCUCCCGUGGACCGCAACCAGCUCAACCUGGGCCCAACGCUGCUCCAGGAGCUUGUGAAACACCUGGAGACCACUGUGAGACCCACUCUGUCCACGUCUUGUAGCGAGGACAUCUUGGCCUCCCUGCACGAGCUGGAGGAGGCUCUCAAUGAGAACGGCCCUGUGGGGAAAACAGACUCCUGGAACCAGCGGAGCGUCCUCCAUCAGGAGUGCCUGUACUACCUGAACACCUACGGCACUCUCUUGGCACGCGUCAGUUUCUACAUGCGCCACGACAGCAUGACCGAAGCGCUCUCACUGCUCCUCAACAAGGGCUCCCUGGAGGAUGUGUUCCUAGAGGGCGUGCUGCAGCCUGCUCUGGAGCGAGGGUGCUUGGGGACGUUGCAGGACAUACUGGAGAAGCUGGACCCCAGUCUGGAAACGUGUAGCCGCUACCUCAUCGCCUCCUGCCAGUUCCUGCAGCGGCGAGGCUACUUCCAUACGCUCUAUCAGCUCCAACAGUUCAUGAUGGAUCACGUGCGUGCGGCCAUGACUUGCAUCCGCUUCUUCACACAUGGAGCCACUUCUUACCAGCAGCUGGGGGACCAACAGCGCUGGUUGGUUCGAGCCAAAGAGCACCUGAGGACGUACCUGCAGGAGCAGCAAUGUCGAGGCGGCAGCAGGAGGAAGUCUCAAGCGGGCUCGUUCAGGAAGAUGAUGUCGUCAAGCGACGUUUCCAGGCACAUGAACACCAUCGAGCUGCAGCUGGAGGUGACCCGCUUCCUGCACCGAUGUGAGACAGCGGCUUCCGCUGGAUCGGGUCCCCUUCCCACCUUGUUUGGAGGGAGCCCCAUGAAGGCGGAGGUGGCCUGUAAGGUGAUGCUCGGAGGUAAAAACAUCGAGGAAGGCUUUGGCAUUGCAUACAGAGUCAUACAGGACUUCCAGCUGGAGGCCCAGGCCGUGUACGUGCGGGCCGGCCAGCGUCUCAUCCGUCACAGGAAGUUUGGUGCCACGCGGCAGCUGCUCAAGUGCGUCAUUGAGUCCGGCACGGCCACCAGGAACGACGGCGACGCGCUCAUCCUCAGCUGCGUGGCCGUGGCGGAUAAAGGAGCAGCUGACGCCAAAGAGUUGGAGAGUCUCAUUCUGGAAACCAAGAGCACAGAAAGCAAGAUCAAAGCCUACCUGCUGUGCAACAAGCUGCGGCCCGCUUACCUGCUGGCGGUCAAGCUGGAGGCCGGCCGGGCCGGUCCGUUGGUGCAGGACGUCCUGCGGGCGGCCGAGGGAGCGCAGGACUCGGUGAUGCAGAACAUCUGUCGCCAGUGGCUCCUGGAGCACCACAGCAAGACCGGCCAGCAGCGACCGGGACGAGCCAGCAACGGCAGGUAACCGUGUCGUCCGCUCACCUGGGCCAAUUCCUGGACCUGGAACGUGUGCCCAUCCACACAUCCAUCCAUCCAUUCUUACGCUGACUGAAGGAAAUCACAACCAAUCUCUACCUCGCCUUAAAAGGAGCUCCCUGUCAUGGACAUGUGGCAUUUGGUUUUUGUGCUUCUUCCACACCAUACUCAUCCAAGCGUGCCUUUGUGGAGCUGCCUUUGUGCGCUGAGAACACAAAAGGGCCUUUCCUUGCCCAAAAUCUCUCGCUAAGAUGACACAUGCAGGGGUGUCAUAUACAGUAGGUGAAAAAAACUCUUUGCUUCCCCCCCCAAAUAUUUAAACUUACUUCUGAAAUCAUCUUUGUAAAUGUUCUUCUUGUAAUAUUAUGACUUUAUUCCCACAAUAUUUGGACUUUAUUCCAACAGUAAUAUAACUAUUUCCCUAAUGUACUUUUCCAAAACUUAGUUUGUCAUCAUAGUACGAUUUUGUUUUUGUUUUUUUUUACUUUUUGGCCGUUGUUUUUUUUGUUGUUUUGUUUUUUUUACUUUUCUGCUGUUGUUUUUUUUUUUUAAAUGUUCCAAAUAUCUCCACUUUCUCCUUAGAUAAAUAAAUAAAUAAAUACACAUUUGGACUUUAUGCCAACAAUAAUUUAGCUUUUUCCACAACAACUUAUAUUUUGUUGUUUGUUUCUCAUAGUUGGCGUCAUUAAUAUUUCAACUCUAUUUCAGCUUUAUUCUUAGAAAAUUACACCUGUUUUGUCUUUUUUUUUUAGUUUUUGCUUUUUUUUAGUUUUCCAAAUAUUUCUUCUUCAAUAAUCUUGGGAAUUUUUUUUCUGGUCAUAUGACUUUUCUCCCAACCUAAUUUUUCUCAUAAUAUUACAACUUAAAAAAUAAAUAUUAAAAUAAAUAUAUAUUAUAUAAAGAGUUUAUUCUUGUAAAAUUGUGACCUUUUUUUUUUUCUUGGUAAAUUGCAAUUUGUUUCUAAUAUUUUUACUUUAUUCUUGUAAAAUUACGGCUGUUUUUUUUUCCAUUUCUGUUGUCCCUCCCCCACCCCGCUAGUCCCACUUUUUUCUUGUAAAUUUUCUCCUCAUAAUGAUGACUUUAUUGCCAUCAUAUUUUAACUUCAUUCUCUUCGUAUUAUACAUUUUUCCGCAACCUGACUGUCCGAAUGUGACAACUUUAUGUUCUUUUUGUCUUUCAUCAUAUUACAAAUUUAAUAAAAUAACAUCUUUGAGUAUUUAAACUUUUUGCUACUAAAAUGAUGUUAUUUGUCAUAAGAUUACAAUUUUUCUUGUUUUUUGUCCCCCAAAUAUUUCAAUUUUCUUCGUAAUUCACCUUUGUAAUUUUUCGUCCUGUAUGACUUUAUUCCCAUAAUAUUUGGAGUUUCUGCCAACGAUAAUCUAACUUUUUCCUCAACAUCUUAUAUUUUCUUUUUUCUAAUUCUGACUUUCAAUUAUGACUUAAAAAAACCUAUAAUAUUUCUUUAAUAUUUCAACCCUGUGCUACUAAAAUGACAUUAUUUUUUUCCUCGUAAUAUUUCAGCUUUAUUUUAAUUUCUACAGGAAUUUUUUCCCCAAAUAUUUCAACUUUCUUCUUAAACAAUCUUUGGAAUUUUUUUCUCGUCAUAUUAUGACUUAUGACUAACUUUUUUCCCAACCUAAUUUUCCUCAUGAUAUUACAACUUAAAAAAUAAUAUUUCAACUUGAUGCUACUGAAAUGACUUACUGAUAAUUAUUCCUCAUAUUAUGAGUUUAUUCUUGUAAAAUGGCGAUUUUUUUUUCUCGCUAGAUUCCGACUUUUCUCUUAAUAUUCUGACUUUAUUCUUGUAAAAUUACAACUGUUUUUUUUUCCAUUUCUGUUGGCUUUCCCCCCCAGCUAUUUCCAUGUUCUUGUAAAUUUUCUCCUCAUAAUGAUGACUUUUAUUCCCAUCAUAUUUUAACUUUAUUCUCUUCAUAUUAUAAGUUUUU
Messenger RNA from Dunckerocampus dactyliophorus (ringed pipefish), 10194 nucleotides. RefSeq names its product zinc finger, FYVE domain containing 26 (gene zfyve26). Gene Ontology annotation, biological process: regulation of cytokinesis; double-strand break repair via homologous recombination; mitotic cytokinesis. Bases 618 to 8237 code for a protein of 2539 amino acids. Lineage: Eukaryota; Metazoa; Chordata; Actinopteri; Syngnathiformes; Syngnathidae. The record is from RefSeq and is a predicted model, not a curated record. The transcript has 43 exons. Gene Ontology annotation, cellular component: centrosome; lysosomal membrane; midbody. Gene Ontology annotation, molecular function: metal ion binding; phosphatidylinositol-3-phosphate binding.